AUGGUUUCACUCUUUGCCGAAACAAAGGGAGAAGUCAAGAAAACAGCUACUGGUGAUUCAAGUGCACAUGAACAAAAAUCACAGUCGAAAGCAAACGACAAUCAGAAGGGUAAUGAAGCUUCUGGAUCGAAAGAAAAAGGAAAAUUGGUGGAUGAUGAUGAUGAAGAAGAGGAUGAAGAGUUGAAGCUUAAAAGAAAGAAACGUGACCAAGAGCUUGACAAGAAUUUGCAAAUUGCAAAAGAAGCUGAAGUAGCUGAAAAAAAGCUUGACUUUCUAAUUACUUUGAAGGCUUUUCUGUUUUGCAGUUUUGACAAGAUUGAGAAAGCUCCCAUUACAGACUACAAUGUUAACCAUUCGCUUUUCUCUUUCUACCUUAAUCACGAGAAGCCUCUGUAUCAAACGUGGAGUUCAAUGAAAAUUACAACUGUGGAAGUCAUCGGGCCAAUUGAAACAUAA
Molecule: messenger RNA, 456 nt
Organism: Lactuca saligna
Lineage: Eukaryota; Viridiplantae; Streptophyta; Magnoliopsida; Asterales; Asteraceae
Source: the annotation of a GenBank genome assembly